This is a messenger RNA of Arabidopsis lyrata subsp. lyrata, 2909 nucleotides long. RefSeq lists its product as uncharacterized. The record is from RefSeq and is a predicted model, not a curated record. The coding region runs from base 211 to 2505 and encodes 764 amino acids. Lineage: Eukaryota; Viridiplantae; Streptophyta; Magnoliopsida; Brassicales; Brassicaceae. The transcript has 13 exons.
CCGGCAGAAUCUCUCGCCGUCGCCGCUCUCUGAAACACCGCCGGAUCUAAUCUCAGAAGAGCUGAUCCAAUUGAAGGUGUUGAUCAGUGCAAUAAAGGAAUUUUGAAGCUGUUCUUUAUCUCCAAUCACAGUACAGUGUUGCUGAGUGCACUAAAGGAAUUUUGAAGGUUUUCUUUAUCUCUAAUCACAGGACAGGACAGGUGAGUUGACAUGGGACCAAAGAAAGUAACAAACCGUGGAGGGAGAAAAAAGAAGAAAGAUUCUGAAGAGCCAGAAUUCUUGGGUACAAUAAACCCGCCACAACCUGAUCAUAAGUUACAACACAACCAGCGUCUAGAAGGAGUUCAGCCUUUAGAAGAGCAGGAUCAGCAUCCUUCAGAAGAGCAGCCUGUAGAAGCUCAGCCUUUAGAAGAGCAGGAUCAGAAUCCUUCAGAAGAGCAGCCUGUAGAAGCUCAGCCUUUAGAAGAGCAGGCUCAGCAUCCUUCAGAAGAGCAGCCUGUAGAAGAUCAGCCAGGAGUUAAUGAUGGGACUAACGAGCACGAUCAUGUAGCUAAACCUACACGUAAGAGAAAGCGAGGACCAACAAGAUUGAGAGACAUCGCCAGGAAUCCAAAUAGCAGAUUAAAGGUUAACUUCACUUUCAUGGGAGAACAUUAUGGUCAUGGGUCUGUUAAGUUGUCAACGUAUCUUGGUAUAAUUGUGCGAGAACACGUUCCUGUAUCCAUUGAAAGUUGGCCAAAAGUCCCUCAGGAUAUGAAGACAAUGCUCUGGAUGUCUGUCAAGUCAAGGUUUGAAGUAGAAGAAGAUUACCAAAAGAAAGCAUUGAUUGAACAGAUGGGAAAUUUGUGGAGGUCACACAAGUCACGAGUGGUUAGGGAAGUUAAUGAAGCUACGACUUUGAAAGAUAGGAUGGAUCUGCGACCUAAGAAUGUUACUGAAGCUGCUUGGCGUAAAUUUGUCAAGCUCAAAACUAGUCCUGAGUUUAAGGUUGUGAGUGAUAGCUAUAAGAAAAGGAAGAGCCUACAGAUUCCACACACUUGUAGUCGCAAAGGAAUGGUUAGACUAGCUGAAGACUUGAAAGAAGAGAGACGAGAGAAAUCAGAUCCUUCUGAUGUGACAAGAACUGAUGUGUGGGUGAGAUCGCGUACUAGAAAGGAUGGGACACCAGUGAAUACUGAUGCAGCUGAAAAAAUUAAAAAGGCAGCUGAACUUGUUAAUUCUGUUGAAACAAAUGAAGGACAAGAUACACUUGUCGAACUAUUAGGACCUGAUAAUCCCGGUCGAAUGAGGGCAAUGGGGAGAAAUAUGACUAAGACGAAAUUAGCUUGUUUCGAAGUUAAUCACAAGUGUAUGGUUGAAAUGGAAAAGAAACAAAUUCAUCUCCAGGACAAGGUUAAUGAGCUAGAAAAUAAACUUGGUAAACUGCAGAACCAGGGACAAGAAACUGAAGUUGGUGAAAACUCUAGAUCUGCUGCAGGGAGUGUUAACAAGAAAGCACAACCAAAGUGUAUUUUGAUUGACUGGGCUGGUGAUGAUGCGAAUGUUGCUGAGGGACGUAUUAUAUCUACUGAUCCAGAGGAUGUUGUGAAUGGGACACGUUUAGGUCCUUUAGAUUAUAAAGUUUUGGUUGAGACUGCCACGGUACCAGAAGCAUUCCUUUGGAGAAAUGCUAUGGGAAUGUCAACAAUUGAAGAAUCUGUUGGGCAUAUGAUUGCAUGGCCUGCCACGAAGUGUGUUAGUCUAGAACAGGGGGUUCAGGAAGAAGACAUGGCACCACUAGGCACAAGAGCCAAUUCUUUGAACAAAUGCAAACUACUUGAUCUGUCUAACGAUGAUGUAGUUGUUGCUGAAGGCCGUUGGACCACGCAAGAUCGUAAAGCUUUGGUGAAUGGACUUUCACUCGGACCAAAGGCUGUAAAAGUGUUUGUUGAUGUGGUACAUGAAGCCAAUACAUUCAUAUGGAGGCCUACAAUGGAUGUUACAUACAUAGAAGACUGUUUAAUGUCCUUUGUAGCAUGGCCUUUCAACAAAGUUGUCUUCGAAAACAACCCAGAUGGAACAGGCCGGUUAUCUCCUAUUCAGAAUUAUGCAUCUACUCAAACAGCUCAUGGAAAAUCAGCAUCAUCAAGUCAAAAAUCCACAGCAACAGGUUCUAAAUCGCAACCAGCUCAUGGAAGAUCAGCAUCGGCAAGUAAAAAAUCCGCAGCAACAGGUUCUAAGUCGCAUAUGCAACCAAUCUCAGCAUCAUGUGAGAAGUCUCCAACAACAGUUCCAAAAUCUAAUGCAGUGGAAACUCAAACAGCUGCACCGUCCCGGCCUCUUCGAAGAUCUCCGGUAACUUAUUUUAUAUGUUCUAAAGUUGAUUAUGGUUUUGUCUCAUUUUACUGUAGUAAUUGGUUAAUAUGGUCAACUUGUCAGCGGAAAAAGGAGCUAUACAGGAAAAUCAGAAGUGUAUGUUACUGGAUAUUAAAGAAAGGAAGCAAGUUGUUGCUGAAGGACGGGUGAUUUCAACUGAUCCAGAGAGACGUGUACACUGUGCUCCUUUGGGUCUUAAUGCUGCGCAAGUUUUGGUAGAUAUAGUCCAGGUAGAUGAUGCAGCCAUUUGGAGGACAUCAUAUGAGAUUGAGUAUAUGAAAGAUGCACUUGGUUCAUUUAUCACAUGGCCAACUGAUAACUUGGUCAUGUAUUGACUAUCGUCCAACUGAGGGGAUGAAGCAACUUUGGUCCAGCUAGCUUAAUUUAGGUUAAGACUAGUCUUUAUGUAUUUUGGAUUCAGAAUGUUUAAUGUUUGGUAUGUUGGAUUUGGAAUUGUUUUUGGUAUGUUGGAUUCGGAAUUGUGUUUGGUAUGAUGCGGAAGUGUUUUAAGUAUGUUGGAAUGUUUUUGAGAUGUUAUAAAUGGUUUCAUUUUA